AUGAGGGCAUCCACCAUGCUGCGCUUCGGCGCCGCUGCCAGGCUCUCGGCACCCUCCACCCUUCGACGCAGCCUGGCCACCCACGCAGCCGUCAAUCCUGCCAGCGGUACCUACAACCUGGUCGAAAAGAUUGUUCAAAAGUACGCUGUCGACCUCACCCCGGGAUCGCACGUCAAGUCCGGCGACUACGUCUCCAUCCGCCCCGGCACCGUCAUGACCCACGACAACACGGGCCCCGUCAUCUCCAAGUUUGGCUCGAUCGGUGCUACUUCGAUCUACAACCCGGACCAGGUGGUGUUUGCGCUCGACCACGACGUGCAGAACAAGUCGGCCAAGAACUUGGAGAAGUAUAGCAAGAUUGAGAGUUUCGCACGCAAGCACGGCAUCGACUUCUACCCCGCCGGACGCGGCAUCGGGCACCAGGUGCUCGUCGAGGAAGGCUAUGCGUUCCCACAGACAUUGGCCGUAGCCAGUGACUCGCACUCCAACAUGUACGGUGGCGUGGGUUGCUUGGGUACGCCCAUCGUGAGGACGGACGCCGCUGCUAUCUGGGCGACGGGGCAGACGUGGUGGCAGAUCCCAGAGGUGGUCAAGGUCGAGCUCAAGGGCGAGCUACCCAAGGGUGUGACGGGCAAAGACGUUAUUGUGGCUCUGUGCGGCUACUUCAACAAGGAUCAGGUGCUCAACGCCGCGAUCGAAUUCCACGGUUCGGGUCUCACUUCGUUGUCGGUCGAAGAGCGUCUGGCCAUCGCCAACAUGACCACCGAAUGGGGUGCGCUUGCCGGUCUCUUCCCCACGGACGACGUGACGCUCUCGUGGUACGAAAAGCAAAUCCGCAAGCGCGACAAGCUCGAGUAUCAGAUUGGCACCUCUCCUUCUCCCUCCAACUCGCACCCUCGCCUCAACAUGCACCGUCUCGACGAGCUCUCCCGAUCCCUGCUCCGCCCGGACUCGGAUGCGCUCUAUUCGAAACACCUCACGCUCGACCUCGCCACGCUCGUACCCCACGUCAGUGGCCCCAACUCGGUCAAAGUGUCCACCCCGCUCGACGAGCUCGCGUCGCAAAACAUCACCAUCAACAAGGCCUACCUGGUCUCAUGUGUCAACUCGCGAGCUUCGGACCUGAAGGCUGCUGCGGAUGUGAUUCGCGGCAAGAAGGUGGCUAGUGGCGUCGAGUUCUACGUGGCUGCGGCGAGCAGUGUUGUUCAGCGCGAGGCGGAGGAGGCGGGUGAUUGGGGGGCAUUGAUGGCUGCCGGUGCCAAGCCACUGCCUGCUGGAUGUGGACCUUGUAUUGGACUGGGCGUGGGGUUGUUGGAGGAUGGCGAGGUGGGUAUUUCUGCCACCAACCGAAACUACAAGGGCAGGAUGGGCAGUCCCAAUGCACAGGCUUACCUGGCUUCUCCCGCGGUGGUUGCUGCGUCUGCCGUCGAGGGCAAGAUCUGCGGGCCGAGCGAUCUCGACCCAUCGCUGCUGCCCCCUUCGCGCGGGUUGAAGUACUCGAUCUCCACCGCUGCCGACGCUGCCUCGUCUUCGAGCGCCUCCACCGACGCUACCGCGGGUGGUGCUGGAGGAGUCGAGAUCCUCCCGUCCUUCCCGACGGCCUUCUCGGGCCCGCUGAUCUUCGCGCCGCAGGACAACUUGAACACGGACGGCAUCUACCCGGGCAAAUACACGUACCAGGAUGACAUUACCCCGACCAAGCAGGCCGAAGUGGUCAUGGAGAACUACGACCCGUCGUUCGCGUCCACGGUUGCAUCGCUCCGUGCGCGCUCGUCCUCCACCACCACGUCAGCAAAGCAAGGACCGGUGCUGAUCGGCGGGUACAACUUCGGCACGGGCUCGUCGCGCGAACAAGCCGCGACCGCACUCAAAUACGCCGGCAUCCCGCUCGUCCUCGCCGGGAGCUUCGGCGACAUCUUCAAGCGCAACGCCAUCAACAACGGCCUCAUCUGCCUCGAGUGCCACGAGCUCGUCCAGGACCUCACCCGCCUCUACCUCCCAGACUCCCACGGCGUACGCAACCACAAGGCCAUCCUGCUCGACCAGUCCACCGUCACCAUCGACUCGAGCACCGGCGCGAUCCAGCUCAGCUUCACCGCACCAGACGGCAAACAGAUCGCCAAGUCCUACACCGCCAAGCCCGCAGGCAUCGGCCGCAGCGUCCAGGAGAUCUACACCGCCGGCGGACUCGAAAAGUGGGUCAAGGAGCGCAUCUGA
Sporisorium graminicola is the source of this 2217-nucleotide messenger RNA. RefSeq lists its product as uncharacterized. Lineage: Eukaryota; Fungi; Basidiomycota; Ustilaginomycetes; Ustilaginales; Ustilaginaceae. The coding region runs from base 1 to 2217 and encodes 738 amino acids. The transcript has a single exon. The record is from RefSeq and is a predicted model, not a curated record. Gene Ontology annotation, molecular function: 4 iron, 4 sulfur cluster binding; homoaconitate hydratase activity. Gene Ontology annotation, biological process: L-lysine biosynthetic process.